AUGAACAGAGCUACCGGAAGUCGGGUGCUAUGGCGAGCACCGCGACUACUGCUCCGGCUACGCUCCGUUUCGACGUUGAGCACCAACCCUCACAUUUAUGUUUUCAAGGACCCUCAAAACCCCUCCUCUCAUCUCCUGUCGCUCCUCUCCACGGAUCCUCCCUCACCUUCGUUAGCCAUUGGCACCGCAACGCAACUCCCACCCACGCCUCGAUCCUUUACCGAAAACCCCAAGUUCCUCCCUAUUCUUCACUCCGUCAUUGGCGAGAAUGCAUCCUCCGACCCCGAGGUCCAAUCGCAAGCCGCGGCAAUGGUAUCCUCGUCCGGAGCGUCCUUCUUUCAGACCGCCCGCCGCCAGCAGACAGGCUCCUCGGGCGCCAGCGACCAGGGCGGCUAUGGCAGCGCUGGUCGGGGAGGCUGGGUCCACGUCUCUGAUCAACGGCGCAUACCGGACUUUGGACGCAUCGCGGAGCCGGAAGAUAUCUUCGGCAGCGUGGAAGUCGAUGGGCAAGGGAAAUUCGUCGAUGGGCACGGAGGCUACCAGCCCAGUGGGACGUAUCGUAUCUGCACAAACGAUGGGAUCCUGGGCCUGACAGACUUCAUGAGGCAGAGAUUGGUCGAGAGGCUGAAGGUACAAGAGGCGGCGGAGAGGAACAAGCAGUGA
Molecule: messenger RNA, 663 nt
Organism: Fonsecaea erecta
Lineage: Eukaryota; Fungi; Ascomycota; Eurotiomycetes; Chaetothyriales; Herpotrichiellaceae
Exons: 2
Coding region: 1-663 (220 amino acids)
Source: RefSeq, a predicted model, not a curated record